This is a messenger RNA of Neogale vison (American mink), 2010 nucleotides long. It is a transcript of the gene FARS2, whose product is annotated as phenylalanyl-tRNA synthetase 2, mitochondrial. Gene Ontology annotation, molecular function: ATP binding; tRNA binding; phenylalanine-tRNA ligase activity. The record is from RefSeq and is a predicted model, not a curated record. Bases 440 to 1855 code for a protein of 471 amino acids. NCBI's taxonomy places the organism in Eukaryota, Metazoa, Chordata, Mammalia, Carnivora, Mustelidae. Gene Ontology annotation, cellular component: mitochondrion; cytoplasm. The transcript has 9 exons. Gene Ontology annotation, biological process: phenylalanyl-tRNA aminoacylation.
GGGGUUUCCAGGGCGCUUUUACGUUACCGAGCUCUGUCUGUGGGCUCCCAGGGCCGGGCGCUUACUGAGCGCAGGGACGGGUCGCGCCGAGGGGGUCGCAGAGGCGAUGAGUGAGGGACUCCCUGGUCCUCCGGCUACGCUCAGGGCGGCCUGCUAAGGGCCUCAGGAGCAAGGACCUCCUUCUUGUCAAAAUGGCAGCGCCCAGCGUGCUGUGAGGGUAUCUUUAAGGGAGGGGGUGCGUCGGGUAAGAGCCUCCCCCAGGAGAGUAGGCAGCGUGCCACGCUUCAGAGUUUGAAACACCCAGGUUUGGGUCUCCUGGGCGAGCGGUGGGAACUGCCGUACUGUCUUCUACAGCAGCUUUACCACUUUACAUUUCUGUCAGCAGUGCACCAGGGUUCCAGUUUCUCCAGACAGGAGGUCUGUAAAACGGAUCCGGUCUAUGCUCUGUCUUCUGGCUGCUCUGUAUCCCUUCCCAAAAUCUGUGAAAGAAGUUUCUACAAUGGUUUGCUCAGCUCUCAGGAGAGCUGCCCAGGUGCAUGCUUACCUGGUGAGGAAGUCCAGUAGUGUCUCCAAAGGCCAUCAUUGUCAGGCCUUGGGCUCGAGACCUGCUGCUUCGGAGUCUGCUGCCCGAGGAGCUCCAGGUGGCAUGGUGGAGCUGCUGGGCAAAUCUUAUCCUCAGGAUGACUAUAGCAACCUCUCCCGGAAGGUCCUCUCCAAGGUCGGCAGGAAUCUGCACCACCAGCAGCAUCACCCGCUCUGGCUGAUCAAGGAGAGGGUGAAGGAGCACUUCUACAAGCAGUAUGUGGGCCGCUUCGGGACUCCGCUGUUCUCGGUCUACGAUGACCUUUCUCCAGUGGUUACCACCUGGCAGAACUUUGACAGCCUGCUCAUCCCAGCUGACCACCCCAGCAGGAAGAAGGGAGACAACUAUUACCUGAACAGGACUCACAUGCUGCGAGCACACACAUCUGCACACCAGUGGGACCUGCUGCACGCUGGGCUGGAUGCCUUCCUGGUGGUGGGCGAUGUCUACCGCCGCGACCAGAUCGACUCCCAGCACUACCCAGUGUUCCACCAGCUGGAGGGUGUCCGACUCUUCUCUAAGCAUGAGUUAUUUGCUAGCAUAAAGGAUGGAGAAAGCCUACAGCUCUUUGAACAGAGUUCUCGCUCUGCCUGUAAACAAGAGACACACACCAUGGAAGCCAUGAAACUCGUCGAGUUUGACCUUAAGCAAACACUUACUAGGCUUGUAUCACAUAUUUUUGGAGAUGGACUGGACAUUAGAUGGGUAGACUGCUACUUCCCUUUUACUCAUCCUUCCUUUGAGAUGGAGAUCAACUUCCAUGGAGAGUGGCUAGAAGUCCUUGGCUGUGGGGUGAUGGAACAGCAACUGGUAAAUUCAGCGGGUGCUCAUGAUCGGAUCGGUUGGGCCUUUGGCCUAGGACUGGAAAGACUGGCCAUGAUCCUCUAUGACAUCCCUGACAUCCGCCUCUUCUGGAGUGAGGAUGAGCGUUUCCUGAAGCAGUUCCGUGUGUCAGAUAUCAACCAGCAUGUGAAAUUCCAGCCUUUUAGCAAAUACCCCGCUGUGAUAAAUGACAUCUCAUUCUGGUUGCCCUCUGAGAAUUAUAUAGAAAACGAUUUCUAUGACUUGGUACGGACAAUUGGAGGAGACCUGGUGGAAAGAGUUGAUCUGAUAGACAAGUUUAAACAUCCAAAGACACACAAGACCAGCCACUGCUACCGCAUCACGUACCGCCACAUGGAGCGGACCCUGUCCCAGAGAGAGGUCCGGCACGUGCACCAGGCGGUGCAGGAGGCGACGGUGCAGCUGCUGGGCGUAGAGGGCAGGUUUUGAGGCCACUGCCUGGACCAGACCGCCGCCGCUCAAAGCUCCGGGGAUUUGUGGGAGAGAAAAGGUUACUGUUAGUGGAUGGGGGCAUCUGUCAUGUUUUGAUAAGCGGGUCAGUGUUGGGACUUUCAGAAAAUAAAGGAUAGCUCCUGAGAAGCUGU